AUGGAAUCAGUAGCGGUAGCGAUAUUCCUUGAGGAGGAGAGCAAUGCAUCCGAUAAUGCCGUGGCCAGAAUUGAAAGGAGAAGAUUGCGAGAUAUGUGCAAUUCUUUUGAGAUGAGUGCCGAAUUGUUCAAAAAAAACUUUAGACUCAACAAGGACGCUUUCAAGUACGUCCUAGGCAGUUUUGCGGAAGGAACUCGAGCAAGUACUUUGACGUCUUUAUCUCCGCUCAAUCGAAUAGUUGCUGCUUUGAGAUUUUUUGCGGAAGGCAGUUACCAACAUGAAGUUGGUACUGAUUACAACGUAGCAAUGGGUCAGUCAACAGUGUCAAAGUCACUAUCGAAUGUUCUCGAUGUCAUGGAAAGAAAGCUUUGCCGUGAGUGUAUAAAAUUUGAGCAGACCGACGAGGAAAAAAAACAAGCAAAACAGGAGUUUUAUGCGAAGGCAGGCUUCCCAGGAGUCAUAAUGUAUGCGAUAACAGAUUACGCAUAA
This is a messenger RNA of Bactrocera tryoni, 489 nucleotides long. RefSeq lists its product as uncharacterized. The record is from RefSeq and is a predicted model, not a curated record. Lineage: Eukaryota; Metazoa; Arthropoda; Insecta; Diptera; Tephritidae. The transcript is spliced from 3 exons. Bases 1 to 489 code for a protein of 162 amino acids.